Xenia sp. Carnegie-2017 is the source of this 2495-nucleotide messenger RNA. RefSeq lists its product as uncharacterized. The record is from RefSeq and is a predicted model, not a curated record. The transcript is spliced from 10 exons. NCBI's taxonomy places the organism in Eukaryota, Metazoa, Cnidaria, Anthozoa, Malacalcyonacea, Xeniidae. Bases 41 to 1708 code for a protein of 555 amino acids.
UCAGAUUACCAUUUUCCAAGAAAGAUAUUUACGACUUGCUAUGGCUAUUACGAUCAAUGAAUACUGCGCUGUGGACAACUACAGACGUACGGAGGACUGUGGUUUGACUGACAGUGGUGUAAGUUUCAGUAUGAGUAACGUUAAUAUUGCGUCAACGACCUAUGGGCAAUAUGCGAACAUCUCAUUUUAUGUGAACAACCCGAGGAACCAGGGAUUUCUGUCUGCUCUUACUCUUGCUUCGAUAUUGGUCAUGCGUGAAACAAAUUUUGAGUUACUUCUCGAACAACAAAUUACAAUCCAAACAUCAUUCGCUCCAAUGAAUCCGCCAACUGCUAGCGACGAUCAAAUAAUUAACAGUAUAAUCAUAGAAAUAACCUUCAAUUUAAAUCAGUGGAACUUUUUAAUAGACAGACGCUUGAGAUCAGCAGCAAUUGCACCCCGAGUUUCGGCGUAUUGCAGGUUGAAUUCCGUCACCUGUGAUCUACGCAACCGGGCGUCGACAUUUAGCGUAGACAACGUACAACGUACUUCAGCUGCAACACCUUCAGCAGCUAUGAGCACCAAUCAAAUUUACUACAGAUUUUAUGUUAAAUAUCCUCAGACAAAUACUUCUAUCCCACAAAAUAUUCUAGCCACCAUUGUCACCGCUGAGGAGCUUGUAGUGGAGUCUCUUUCAAGACUAUCGUUCAGUCUCCAAACGCCACCUGACACUGUACAAAUUAGAGUUUUCAAUCUACAAAUUAAUCAGUUUGAUACAAGCUUAUUUCGCACUAACUUGGCCAGAGCUGCCGAGGAAUUUUGUGGUGUAAGAGAGUCGUUAUGCAACUUCAGUAGCUCCAGCGCCAUUGUCAGCAGUGCCAUCAACAUCAGUCCCGACAAUGUCACGAUAUUGCCUAGAUCACCUUCAACAAUUGGUGAUGGUCUACUUCUGUCAUUCACUUUACAAAAACCAGAUGGUUCAGCAUUGUCACCUGUUAUUCUAAGAACAGCUAUAAGAACAUCAAGAACACAAGUCAUAUCUCAAAAUAACUCCAUCAUAACUCCGCCGUUUGUUAAUCCUCCAUUGUCGGAUGACCAACGAUUAAACCUUGUGCGACUUAACAUUAACGCUUCAGAUACAUCUAUCGACAGAGAGGCAUUUCGACUGGAUGUUCAAUAUUCGAUAGCGCUGAGAAUGAAUGAAUUCUGUCGGAAUAAUACCAACUCUAGCUUAUGUUCUUCAAACCAAUUUACCAUAAACGAUGUGAUUGUUCAAAUCGAAACGAAUGGAAGUGUAAGCUUUGCUGUUUUGUUACCCAGCACAAACACGCCACUUAAUUCCAAUGAAGUUCAAAGCGUGACAAAUGGAACAUUAAUGUCUAGUAUUUUUAAUGUCAGCUUAAAUAUGCUUAACAAUGACAAUAAUGUUAUGACAACAAUGCCACCCGAUGAGGAUGACGAUCCUGAUUUUGCAUUGAUAUUGGGUCUAUCGAUUGGUGGAUUGGUCUUGCUCAUCUUCGUGGUGGUUGCUGUUGUGUGUUUAAAGGCACGAAAUUCCAAUGCAUCGAAAUUUCCAGUAGCCACUGAUGGAGGCGGCAGCUGGCAAUUUGAUCGAGACGCACCUUAUACGGGAUCAGCGUUUGCCGGAGCUGAGCGCAUACCUGGAUUUGAUGAUGACGGUUUGCCGACAGAGAUAAGUUCCGGUGGUAAUGACCCGGGCACCAUUUAACAAUAUUAAUGGUUUAAGGAUUACAUUAUUAGGUCAUUAUAAACUGUUAACUUGAAACUAGCUCAUUUAAUACAAUUUGCACAUGUAACUUAAUUUUACCCUUAUGCAUAGCAUAAUUGACUUCCCGAGCAGAUUAGCCUUCAGUUUGCUAAUGCAGUGGAAAUGGAACAAAUAGCCAACGAAUUCAGCCAACAAAUGGCUUCUUUAUCAUAGAAACAUAAUAUAAUCGACAGCAUUUGAGAGCAAGGAUAUCAUAAAACGGCCAACAUAAUCUCAAUUGAACGCAUGAAUUAUAGCUAAGUGGCAAAGCGUCAGUUCGAUGUUUUUUUCUUGUUGUGAAAAUGAUUUCAAAACUUGACACAAAAAGUUUCCGGAGAAACAAAAUUCAUGUUUGAUGCUUUGAUAGCAAGAACAAAACAUUUCGCUGGCAUUGAUCUUUUAAAUGAUAUGGCCAUGCAUCCACGUUGUGUGGAUACACGUGGGUACAUGGCCAUAUCAUUUGCUGCAUGCUAUAGGAAGAUGUUAGGUUGACGUAGUUAGAUAUAAAUAUUACAUUAUUGUGGCCAAUAAAAGGAAAGAUAGGUAUUAAACAAGGAUUUUAAGGAACAAAAUCUGCAAGCAUAAUGAUGAUCGGACAACGACGGUUCGCCAAAGUGCAGGAUAAACAAAUUAACUUUAAUAAUAUUUAAAUAUUUAUAUAAAUAUACAAUACGUAUUUAUGCACUUAACUUUAACUUACUAAGCUGUAUAUGAUAGCUUCGUUGUAUAAUGGAUAACUGAAAAUGGA